Cimex lectularius (bed bug) is the source of this 1487-nucleotide messenger RNA. RefSeq names its product intraflagellar transport protein 57 homolog (gene IFT57). Lineage: Eukaryota; Metazoa; Arthropoda; Insecta; Hemiptera; Cimicidae. The coding region runs from base 241 to 1458 and encodes 405 amino acids. Gene Ontology annotation, cellular component: cilium; Golgi apparatus; intraciliary transport particle B. The transcript is spliced from 9 exons. Gene Ontology annotation, biological process: non-motile cilium assembly; intraciliary transport. The record is from RefSeq and is a predicted model, not a curated record.
UAACAAAGAUGGUUGCUUGUGCUAGUUUUUAUACUUUCAGUUUAUAUUUUUACAUUUUUAUGUGUAUAAGUGUAAUAUUCAGUUUUGUUGGGAAUACACGAUUAAUUUAAUAUUAUUUUUUUGUUUUUUUUUACAACAUUCGUGAUAAAAAUUAUGUGUCUAUUAGCUUAAAAAGGUUCUUUUCAUCUACUGCCUGCUUAGCAACCAAACACUCCAAGAGUUUUAGCAAAGAUUUGAAGUAUGACUGCUGUAAGCACGCCUGUUCGCCAGGCUACAAACAACGAAGAUGAACAAGGAUUCACACCAUUCAUGACAAUGGAAAACCUUUUGGAAAAGUUAAAACUGUUAAACUAUGACGACGAAUUUAUAAGAAGCCUCAAGAUGAGACCUUUGAAUCGGCAUUAUUUUGCUCUUCCAUUGAAUCCAGGGGAACAGUUUUUCAUGUUUGUCUCACUUUCUGCUUGGUUAAUAAGAAAAGUCGGGCUGAAUUUCGACCAGCCACAAGAAGAUGAUGAUCCAAAUUCGACAAUUGCAAGCAUAUUAGAAGCUCUUCGAUCACUUGAUAUCCCAGUAGAUUUUUCCCCUAGCAAGUUAAAAAGAGGCUCUGGUGUGUACAAUUUACAGUGCCUAUCAAAUUUGGCAGAUAAAGCUUUGGAAAAAGAGAACUUCAAAUAUGAAAAGCCGAUAGAGCCAAUAGGCGUUGAAUUGAUCCAAGAUGUCACAGACGUUGACAAUGAACUGGAAGUCACAUUGGAUAAAAUAGAAGAAGAAAUGGCCAUCGAAGAUGACAGUGAAUUAGACGAAGAUAAUGAAAUGGAUGUAGAUGAUCUAUAUUUGGCUUCGUCUUACAUGGAAAAUAGUAAAGUAAAUGAAAUAAUAGAAGGAAACGUUUCAAGUGAGGCUUGGAAUCUAGAAUUGGAAAGAGUUCUGCCUUUAUUAAAAGUCUCUAUAAAAUCCAAUAGUGGCGACUGGAGGUCGCAUUUAGAAACAAUGAAACAUCAUCAAAAUGGGCUUAAGGAAAUAUCAUCUUUUGUCACGACACAGCUCAAUAAAUUGUCAGUCGACGUCGACGAUGUGAUGCAGAAAAUAACAAAAAGGGAAAAAUUAAUCAACAGCCAGUUUGAACUCAUUUUGACCCAGUAUCGAGCGCUUCAGGAUGAACUAGCAAGUGUCAACGAAAAGUACAGAGACGUCAAUGUCGGCGUUGUAGAACGUCAGAAAAUGUUGAAUCAGUACACGGACAGUUUAGAAGCUGUCAAACAAGAAAUGGACGAAAGAGGAGCAACCAUGUCAGACGGAUCUCCCUUGGUCCAUAUAAAAAAAGCAAUAAAAGACAUAAAAAAGGAAAUUUCCGAUAUGGACAUAAAUAUAGCAGUGGCAGAGCACAUUAUUGUAGAAUCAAAGUUGAGAGAUAAAUCUAUGGAAUCUCACCUCAUUCGAAGUUCUGGAUUAAACUAAAAAAAAACUAAUUUAACAAAUAUUUUGUA